This is a messenger RNA of Salvelinus sp. IW2-2015, 1342 nucleotides long. RefSeq names its product TBC1 domain family member 2B. Lineage: Eukaryota; Metazoa; Chordata; Actinopteri; Salmoniformes; Salmonidae. The record is from RefSeq and is a predicted model, not a curated record.
AUGCCUCAUGUCCACCGCUCCAAGGUGUGGCGCUGGUGCGUAUCCUACCACACCAGGAAGUUCCGUGACAGCCUGGCUCCAAACUACUACGAGACCUUACUGGGUGUGGCCAGAGACAAGCCUAAUCCCGCCUCCAAACAGAUAGAGCUUGAUCUGCUGAGGACCUUGCCUAACAACAAACACUACUCCUCCCCCGGCGCCGACGGAAUACAGAAACUACGUAAUGUCCUGCUCGCCUUCUCCUGGAGGAACCCUGACAUAGGAUACUGCCAGGGACUCAACAGGCUGGCAGCCAUAGCUCUGCUGUACCUGGACCAGGAGGAUGCUUUCUGGUGUCUCAUCACUAUCGUAGAGGUCUUUAUGCCCCAGGACUACUACACCAAGACCCUGCUGGGAUCACAGGUGGACCAGCGUGUUUUUAAGGACCUGCUGAGUGAGAAGCUGCCCAGACUCCACGCCCACUUUGAUCUCUACAAGGUUGACUCCUCCCUCAUUACCUUCAACUGGUUCCUGGUCCUCUUCGUAGACUCAGUGAACUCUGAUCUCCUCUUCAAGAUCUGGGAUGCCUUCCUGUACGAGGGACCCAAGAUCAUCUUCCGCUUCGCCCUCGCUCUCUUCAAGUACAAGGAGGAAGAGUUUCUGAAGCUCCUGGACUCCAUGGCCAUCUUCAAGUACCUCCGCUAUUUCACUAUAACUAUCCUGGACUGGAGGAAGUUGAUGAGCAUAGCGUUUGUGGACAUGAAUCCGUUCCCCCUCAGACAGAUCCAGAACCGCAGGACCUUCCAUCUGGAGAAGGUUAGACUAGAGCUGACAGAGCUUGAGGCCAUCAGACAAACCUUCCUCAGAGAGAGAGACACACACACCGACGCACGCYCGCUGUGUAGCGACGAUGAGGAGGACAACUAGCCAAUCAGGGCCCAGGACAACUAGCACAUCAGCAGAGAGACUGACCACGGCCCCCGACGCAUUCACGCUUUGUAGCGACAACUAGCACACAGUCUGUCAGGGUGCAGUGCCUGCAGACURCAGCCAAUCAGGAUCCAGGUCUGUGUGAUUCUAUCGUAUCACCUGCAGACUCCAGCCAAUCAGGACCCUAGCCUGGCUGUCCCGCCCACCUUCAGACCAAACAGACGCUGUCAUGAGUAAUGACCCAUCAUGAUGACCAGUGAUAUAUCCACAUACUCCCCACUCUCUGUAACGCUGGACCUGUCWCCUCCAUGUUCUCCACAUACUCCKCACUCUCUGUAACGCUGGACCUGUCUCCUCCAUGUUCUCCACAUACUCCCCACUCUCUGCAACGCUGGACCUGUCUCCUCCAUGUUCUCCACAUACUCCCCACUCU